Homalodisca vitripennis (glassy-winged sharpshooter) is the source of this 598-nucleotide messenger RNA. RefSeq lists its product as uncharacterized. Bases 48 to 521 code for a protein of 157 amino acids. NCBI's taxonomy places the organism in Eukaryota, Metazoa, Arthropoda, Insecta, Hemiptera, Cicadellidae. The record is from RefSeq and is a predicted model, not a curated record. The transcript is spliced from 3 exons.
CUUGAUGGUACAGUUGAUUAGACAGCGACAGAGAGCACAGCUCGCAGAUGAGGACCGCCUCCAGGUGCUUGAGACCGGCCUUUGUCGCCAUUGUCUUGUCGCUCAUCUUGUGCCAGGUCGAGGGUGCCGACUACACGCUCAGGUAUGAUGUCUCCAAGGAAACGCUACAGAGUGUGACCGCGUCUGCUGACCAUUCAGCAGAACAGAGUCAGUUGCUGAACGGUUACAAGGGUCAGAAGGCAGAACAGUGUAAGAGUCAACUCAAGCAGCAGGACUGGGAUGCCGACAUCAGGAAUGCUGUGGAUGGCGCCAAACGCAAGAUUGAGUAUAUAGACAGGCUGAUCGCCAUUGAGGCUGCAGGGUGUCCCGCUAAAUCCAAGAAUUGUGUGAAACUCGCGAUCGACAACAAUACUGGGGACUUAGAAGCACUUGAGGAGAAGUCCAAGAACUCCAUCAACGCCCUCAAAGCCACAGUUCUUCAAAAACAAAAAGCAUUCAUGGAUAAAUGCGUUAGUGGAUAGUCGCGAGACUUUUGCGAGAUGCGGCAUGUGUAUGAUUGUAACACAACAUGAGGUUGUUAAUAAAUGUUUGAUUUGAA